AUGUCUAAGUUUUAUGACGAUGAUGACGCUGUGGAUUAUGACGACGAUGUACCUGAUUUCCAGGACGAGGAUGAAUUUGACGAUUAUUUAAACGAUGAAGAAUUUGAAUUGAUGAACCAGUUGUUUCCCCUGGCGAAGGAGCAAUUAGCUGAUUAUCAGGGUUGGGAUAACUUGGCCGUGAAAGUUGCGAUUUUUGAUCACAAUUUCGAGUUAGAACCUGCAUUGGUCGAUUUAAAGAGAAGAUUCAAGAAAAAGGUAUCAUUUAUUUGUUUGUUUGCAGAACAGAAAGUGGAAAAGAAACUAUCGGCCUUAGAAUUACUGGCUAGGAAACGUGCAGAAGCAAGGAAUAAGGCUUCAACAAUGGCACCUGCAACAACUAAGGUUUCUCUUCUGGACAAACUCAAGAACGGAGGUGGUAAUGGACAAAAUGGUAAUCCUGUAAAAACAACUGUAUCCGUAGCUAGUCGAUUGCAAUCACUUAAAAGGGGACCCAUUACUACUGACAAUAACAGUAACGGCGCUGCAACUGCAUCCUUUUCACAACCGAAAACUCACACAUUGGCAUCAAAAUUGGCAUCACUCAGGAAAAGUAAACCUGAGGGACAGAUUAUAGAGAAACCCGAAGCGGAAGAAACGAACGUAGAGGUGGUCAUCGAAGAAAAUAAGAUAGAUCAUGAAAAGAAAGAUAAGGAUGACCCAUGGGUCAUACUUAACCAAUUGAAAGAUUCAGCAUAUGUCAGUAAUAUAAACGAAAUUCUGGCAAUCAACAAGGUACCGUUAUAUUCUGGCAUCUUGGAGAAACUAGAGUUUAAUUCAACAACCACGAAAAGGAAACACGAAGAACUGUUUUCAGUCUAUUAUCCAAAUACUAACAAUAGAGUAGUUAAAAAACAAGCAAUUGCUAACUUUAGCAAGCCAUCUCCGGAUGAUGUCGUAAUAAACCAACAAAAGGCAGCAUUCGAGGUGGAUAAAAUUAAAGAAAAGGUCGCUGAUUUAUCUAUACAAGAUAAACAAAGUUCAAAAACUGUUGAAAAAGAAGAGGAUAUCAAUGACGAUGACGAUGAUGAUGAGAAGUUACCUUUUGAAGAGCCUGUUGUGAAGACUUACAAGAAGGUGAGUGUUCCUACAAAACCUAAAAAUGCAAUCAAUAUUUCUUCCUACCUCGACAACAAGAAACCUCAUUUGAAUUUUGUAGUUCUAGGUCACGUUGAUGCAGGAAAAUCCACAUUGAUGGGACGUCUACUAUACGACGUUGGUGCUGUUGAUACAAAAUUGAUUCGUAAGUUGCAAAAGGAAAGUGAAAUGAUUGGCAAGUCCUCAUUCCAUCUUGCUUGGGUCAUGGAUCAAACUUCAGAGGAAAGAAAUAGGGGUGUUACCGUUGACAUUUGUACUAGUGAUUUUGCCACUACUAAAAGUUCGUUCACCAUUGUUGAUGCUCCUGGUCAUAGAGAUUUUGUUCCAAAUGCAAUUGUUGGGAUUUCACAGGCUGAUGUCGCUGUUCUUUCAGUAGACUGUGGAACCGAUGCAUUUGAAUCAGGUUUUAACCUUGAUGGUCAGACUAAAGAACACGCAUUGCUAGCCAGAAGUCUCGGAAUUAAACAUAUCGUUGUUGCCAUGAAUAAAAUGGACUCUGUAUCGUGGUACGAAGGUAGAUUUAACGACAUUAGAUCAGAAUUGGCUGUUUUCUUCGAAGAAAUCGGUUUCAAAGGUAACGAUGUAAGCUGGGUUCCAUGCAGCGGGUUAAGUGGUGAGGGUAUCUUCAAAACCCCAUAUCCGCCAUCUCAAACUUGGUAUCAGGGACCAAGUCUCGUUGGGGAACUUGAAAAUGUUGCUUUGAAGCUAGCAUGUGUUGAUGAAAGUGUUACCAAAGAGCCUUUCCUCUUCAACAUUUUGGAUGUCACUCCAACUUCCAAAAAUACAUCCGCCAUUAUAUCUGGUAAAGUAGAAUCAGGUACUAUUCAACCGGGCGAAACUAUCACAAUAUAUCCAUCUGAGCAGAGUUGCGUUGUUGAUUCAAUAUUAUGCGGCAAUGACUCUCAAAAAGUGGAUAUUGCAUUACAUGGAGACUUUGUCCAAUUGAAGUUGCAUAACGCCUUCCCUGAAGAUAUUCAAGGUGGUGAUUUGGCAUCUAUCGUUGGAUUUGAUAUCCCAAGCUCCCAAGAAUUUACCUCAAGACUCUUGACUUUCAGGCUGGAUAGACCGUUAUUACCUGGUACCUCGCUCAUGCUCUUUAGAGGUGCUACAGAACAACCUUGUAGAAUCAAAAAAUUGUGUUGUACUGUCGAUAAAAGUAAUCCAUCUAAGGUUUUAAAAAAGAAAGUGAAGCAUUUGGGUUCUCAACAAGCUGCCAUAGUUGAGAUCGAGCUGGUGGAGAAAAAAAGAAGAAUCCCAAUGCUAACAUUCGAGCAAAAUAAGAAGUUAGGAAGGGUGGUUCUAAGAAAGGAGGGAAGAACAAUCGGAGCUGCGUUGAUCAAAUCUUUAGAUUAUUAA
Molecule: messenger RNA, 2490 nt
Organism: Kluyveromyces lactis
Lineage: Eukaryota; Fungi; Ascomycota; Saccharomycetes; Saccharomycetales; Saccharomycetaceae
Gene: HBS1
Product: ribosome dissociation factor GTPase HBS1
Exons: 2
Coding region: 1-2490 (829 amino acids)
Biological process (GO): translation
Molecular function (GO): GTP binding; GTPase activity
Source: RefSeq, a predicted model, not a curated record